Molecule: messenger RNA, 932 nt
Organism: Eurypyga helias (sunbittern)
Lineage: Eukaryota; Metazoa; Chordata; Aves; Eurypygiformes; Eurypygidae
Product: sodium/myo-inositol cotransporter 2-like
Exons: 8
Biological process (GO): transmembrane transport
Cellular component (GO): plasma membrane
Molecular function (GO): D-glucose:sodium symporter activity
Source: RefSeq, a predicted model, not a curated record
CUGAUAGUGAAAAUAAUACACUUCUCACCGGAGCCACGGGAGACCGAAAGAGUAACUUCGGGACAAUUAGUUUAACUUUGACUAUAAAUAUUCCUUCUCACUCCUUGUGACACCGUUAACAGCUCCGCUGGCAAAUCCCGAUUCUCUGGCAAUAUUUAAGCUGCCUGUCAGUUGGCAGAGGCUUGGCGGUGCCCGGCGCAGGGAACAGAAUGAGACCCAGCUGAGCGCAAUAUAUGCAUCAGGACAAAACACUCGGCCUGCAUAAGAAACUAUGGAGACCACCAGCAGCACUCCAUCCUCUGUGACCCCCCCAUGGGAUGUGUUUCCCCAGAAGACUCUGGAGCCCAUAGACAUCGCUGUCCUGGUGCUGUACUUCCUAUUUGUCCUCGUGGUUGGGCUGUGGUCCAUGUGGAAGACGCAGCGCAGCACCGUAAAGGGCUACUUCCUUGCUGGAGGACAGAUGGUUUGGUGGCCUGUGGGAGCAUCCCUCUUCGCCAGCAACGUUGGAAGUGGCCACUUCAUUGGCCUGGCUGGGUCGGGAGCCGCCUCGGGAAUUGCCGCAACCGCCUACGAGUGGAAUGGGAUGUUCUGUGUUUUGGUGCUGGCCUGGCUAUUCCUUCCCAUUUACAUAGCAGCAGGAGUCACGACCAUGCCCGAGUACCUGAGGAAACGUUUCGGAGGCAAAAGGAUUCAGAUGUUCCUGGCGAUUCUCUACUUGUUCAUCUAUAUCUUCACCAAAAUAUCAGUCGAUAUGUACGCGGGGGCUCUCUUCAUCCAGCAAGCCCUACACUGGGACCUCUACAUCGCCGUGGCAGGCUUGCUGGCCAUCACGGCCGUUUACACUGUGGCAGGUGGCCUGGCAGCCGUGAUAUACACCGAUGCUCUGCAGACCCUCAUCAUGCUCAUCGGGGCUGUGACUCUCAUGGUCUUCA